Molecule: messenger RNA, 390 nt
Organism: Papaver somniferum (opium poppy)
Lineage: Eukaryota; Viridiplantae; Streptophyta; Magnoliopsida; Ranunculales; Papaveraceae
Product: protein SLE1-like
Exons: 2
Coding region: 46-390 (114 amino acids)
Biological process (GO): response to abscisic acid
Cellular component (GO): cytosol
Source: RefSeq, a predicted model, not a curated record
UCCAGUAAUUCACUUUGUGUUUUUGGUUAGAGAAAAGAAAAGAAGAUGUCUUCGGAAGAUAGGCAAGAACUUGACGCCAGGGCAAGGCAAGGAGAGACUGUUGUUCCUGGUGGUACAGGAGGAAAGAGUCUUGAAGCUCAGGAACAUCUUGCUGAGGGGCGUAGCCGAGGAGGGCAAACAAGGAGGGAGCAGCUAGGGACUGAAGGUUACCAGGAGAUGGGAAGCAAAGGAGGGCAGACGAGGAAGGAGCAGAUCGGUACUGAAGGUUACCAGGAGAUGGGAAAGAAAGGUGGGUUGAGCACCAUGGAACAGUCUGGUGGUGAACGUGCGGAACAAGAAGGCAUCGAUAUUGACGAGUCUAAGUACCGUACUCGAAGCCAGCCCAACUAA